Callithrix jacchus (white-tufted-ear marmoset) is the source of this 1055-nucleotide messenger RNA. Its product is annotated as ubiquitin-conjugating enzyme E2 C. Lineage: Eukaryota; Metazoa; Chordata; Mammalia; Primates; Cebidae. The record is from RefSeq and is a predicted model, not a curated record.
GGCACGAUCUCGGCUCACCACAACCUCUGCCUCCCGGGUUCAGGCAAUUCUCCUGCCUCAGCCUCCCGAGUAGCUGGGAUUACAGGCACACGCCACCAUGUCCAGCUAAUUUUUUGUAUUUUUAGUAGAGACGGGGUUUCACCAUGUUGAUCAGGAUGGUCUCGAUCUCUUGAUGUCGUGAUCCACCCGCCUCAGCCUCCCAAAGUGCUGGGAGUAUAGGCUUGAGCCACCGCGCCUGGCCCUCCCUGAUUUUUAAAAAUAAAGUUGGCCAGGCAGUUGCAGUCGUGUUCUCCGAGUUCCUGUCUCUCUGCCAGCGCCGCCCGGAUGGCCUCCCAAAACCGCGACCCAGCCGCCACUAGCGUCGCUGCCGCCCGUAAAGGAGCCCAGCCGAGCGGGGGCGCCGCCCGGGGCCCCGUGGGCAAAAGGCUACAGCAGGAGCUGAUGACCCUAAUGAUGUCUGGCGAUAAAGGGAUUUCUGCCUUCCCUGAAUCAGACAACCUUUUCAAAUGGGUAGGGACCAUCCAUGGAGCAGCUGGAACAGUAUAUGAAGACCUGAGGUGUAAGCUCUCGCUAGAGUUCCCCAGUGGCUACCCUUACAAUGAGCCCACGGUGAAGUUCCUCACACCCUGCUACCACCCCAAUGUGGACACCCAGGGUAACAUAUGCCUCGACAUCCUGAAGGACAAGUUGUCUGCCCUGUAUGAUGUCAGGACCAUUCUGCUCUCCAUCCAGAGCCUGCUAGGAGAACCCAACAUCCAUAGUCCCUUGAACACACAUGCUGCUGAGCUCUGGAAAAACCCCACAGCUUUUAAGAAGUACCUGCAAGAAACCUACUCAAAGCAGGUCACCAGGCAGGAGCCCUGACCCAGGCUGCUCAGCCUGUCCUUGUGUCAUCUUUUUCAUUUUUCCUUAGGUCUUCUGUCCUUUUUGUGAUUUCUGUAUAGGACUCUGUAUCUUGAGCUGUGGUGUUAUUUUUGUUUUGUUUUGUCUUUUAAAUUAAGCCUCGGUUGAGCCCUUGUGAUGUAUAUUAAAUAAAUGCAUUUUGGUCGUUUUUU